GAAAUCGGCACAAUCGCACCACUCACACUUUCGGGCCUUUUUUGCACAAGCGCUCCCGGCCGUGUCAUUCAUCGGACUCGUCGGAUUUCAAGUGGCCAGAACAGAACCUUUUGCCUCAACUUCAAACCCCCUGAACCCGGUGUGAGUGGGAGUUCACAAGAGUCGAGUACCGUCUUGAAGUGAAAAACGACUGCUACCUUGGAGCUGGUAUUGGCUGGCAGGUGUGUGAGUGCGUGUGUGUUCCGAAGGAGGGCUUGUGUCAUCAUCUUCCCCCAAAAGGUGGUUCAAAUUUGUUCGCACGGAUAUCGAUCGCGUGAUAGCAAAAGCCUGAACCGAACCGUACUGGUAGAAGGUGGAAGUUAGCCCGAAGGUUGGUAGUGAAAGGGAGAGAGCGAGUGUGGCAAAAGCAAGUGUUUCUGGCCUGGUGUGCUAAAAGCAGUUCAGUAACGCAGUGUAAUAGGCUGGCAGUAAACCGAUUCGGAACUCCCAGGUAGAACGGUGCGCGUACACAAGAAAGUUAUCCAGUAACAUCGGAAAACACGUAACUGCAGCGAUGAGUGAUGCAAAUGUUAACGUUGCGGUCGCGGAAACGGCUGUAGCAGGCUCUGCCGGAAGCGGUGAAGUGACAACGAACAAAAACAGCAAAAAGAAACACCAAAAAGGUCCGGCCAAGCAGGAGGAAAGCAAACCCGUGCCUGUGACGAAUGGUGAGCUGGUUGGGAGUGGAGGUCAGACGACGGAAGAACGAGCGACAGGCCGUGAAGGUAGUGCAAAAUCGAAGAAUAAAAAAAAGAAGAACAAACCUAAUCAGGUCGAGCAAGGGCCAGCGGUUUCCCCUGUGGUAGCAGCAUCACAGCUUAAUGGAGAACCGGGCCAGUCUGAAGUUGCAGUCUCAGGAAGCCAGGAAGCGGUCGGAGAACUCGAUGGCGGCGAGGGAAUGUCCGGCACUGGGUUCGGAUCGAAUCCGGACGAAAUGUUGAUGACCGUGCAGGAAAUGUUGGAGCGUUUGAAAGCGAAUCACUUCUCCAGCUCGCGGUUACUAAAACCGGCCAAAACGCCCGAAGAGGCGCUACACAAAUCGUACAAGUUCUGGUCCACCCAGCCGGUUCCGCGCAUGGACGAGAAUAUACAGGCGAACGAACCGAUCGAGGAGGACAAACCAUUGAGUGAGAUCCGGCAGGAACCGUACGCAUUGCCGGACGGGUUUACCUGGGACACAAUGAACCUGAACGAUCCGCUACAGCUAAAGGAGCUGUAUACGCUGCUGAACGAGAAUUACGUCGAGGACGAUGACGCAAUGUUCCGGUUUGACUAUCAGCCGGAAUUUUUGCAGUGGGCCCUGCAACCUCCGGGCUGGAAGCGUGACUGGCACUGUGGCGUGCGUGUGGUUAAGUCGGGACGGUUGGUUGGUUUUAUUUCUGCCAUCCCCGGUACGUUGAACGUGCACCGGAAGGAGCAGCGCAUGGUGGAGAUUAACUUCCUGUGCGUGCACAAGAAGCUACGCUCGAAGCGGUUAGCGCCGGUAUUGAUUCGGGAGAUUACGAGACGCGUCAAUCUGACCGGCAUCUUCCAGGCAGUGUACACGGCGGGCGUGGUGCUUCCGAAGCCUGUCUCCUCCUGCCGCUACUGGCACCGUUCGCUAAACCCGAAGAAACUAAUCGAGGUGAAAUUCUCCUACAUUUCCCGCAACAUGACGAUGCAGCGUACGAUCAAGCUGUACAAGCUGCCGGAUCAGCCGAAAACCGCCGGCUUCCGGAAGCUGCUCGAAACGGACCUAAAGGCGGUACACAAGCUGCUGGAAUCGUAUCUGCAGCGCUUCAACCUGACGCCGGUGUUUGACGAGGCGGAGAUGCGCCACUGGUUCCUGCCGCAGAACGGCAUCAUCGAUUGUUUCGUGGUGGAAGAUCCGGCCCGUCCAGGCACGAUCACGGACAUGGUCAGCUACUACACGCUGCCUUCGACCGUGAUGCACCAUGCGGUGCACAAGUACGUGAAGGCGGCGUACAGCUUCUACAACGUAUCGACCCGGACGCCCUGGCUCGAUCUCAUGAACGAUGCGCUAAUAUCGGCCAAAAACCUCGGCUUCGACGUGUUCAAUGCGCUCGAUCUGAUGGACAACAAGCAGUUUCUGGUGCCGCUCAAGUUCGGCAUCGGUGACGGCAAUCUGCAGUACUACCUGUACAACUGGCGCUGCCCGAGCUUGCAGCCGGAAGAUGUUGGGUUGAUACUGUUGUAAACGGCGGGUGGUAAUGGACACAUUUUUUCGUUUGUUUUUGUAGGACGGACUGGAUGCGGUGGAACCAAAGCACAUUCUGUACGAACAGUCGUAGGUACACGCGAGAAAAUUGGCUACUUUUGAAAUGUGUUUCCCUUGGCACCUCUCGUUUUUUUCUGUGCUGCAUCAUUGUUUUCUGGGAUUAUUUACGUGGUACUGCGACUAGCUGUCAAACCGUUCUUUCCAAUUACAACUUCACUGUUUGGGAUGGGAGGAUUCUCAGCCAGAUUGGGAACGCAUCGUCUAGGGAAAGCUUGACAAAAAUCAGGGAACAUGGGAGAUGCCUUACAUCUCUCGAUACAUACGUAUAUGUUUAACGUUUAUGUGCUUAACCUGGCUAUUAUGGACGGGAAGGAACGGAAUGAAUUAUAGCCGAAAUGUGAGUGAAAAUCAUGGCAGGCGAUAGAAUUGCUUUACUCUUCGUGUUGUCUUAGCAACGCUUGGCGCAGAGAUCGAUGUGGUCAAAAAGAUUCGGUUUUUUUUUUUAAUGAAUAAAGGGGAACCGUACCCGGCCGUAAAGAUUGCUCGUGUACAUUGAAACAACUGCAAUGGCAGUGGGGGUUGGGAACGUAAUGCAUGUUUUCGUUACUGUACGAAUUAUCCAGUCAAUAAAGUGAA
Messenger RNA from Anopheles moucheti, 2893 nucleotides. RefSeq names its product glycylpeptide N-tetradecanoyltransferase (gene Nmt). Bases 554 to 2236 code for a protein of 560 amino acids. Gene Ontology annotation, cellular component: cytoplasm. The transcript has 2 exons. The record is from RefSeq and is a predicted model, not a curated record. Lineage: Eukaryota; Metazoa; Arthropoda; Insecta; Diptera; Culicidae. Gene Ontology annotation, biological process: N-terminal peptidyl-glycine N-myristoylation. Gene Ontology annotation, molecular function: glycylpeptide N-tetradecanoyltransferase activity.